AUGUCUACUGAACAAAAAGUUGCAGCUCCAUCUCAAAGUUUAUUAAAUGAUAAAGUAAGUAAUUUUUCAUUCCAUUGUUAGAUCAAUUUAGAGCUCUAUCGAAACGAAACAAAGGAACUGUCAAAUGAGUAGGUUAUGACUACGAUGUGGAAGUAUUCGAAGGCGUCCCAUAUGCUGUAUUUAACGGAGUAUUCAAUUUAACUUUAAUAGCUUCAAUUACUAACUAUUUUUUAGUGGGAUGUUGUUUUAUCAAACACUUUAAUCAAGACCGGUUUAGGUUUCGGUGGUGGUGUCUUGGCCUCGAUUUUGUUAUUCAAGAGAAGAUCUUUCCCAGUCUGGUUAGGUGUUGGUUUUGGUUUAGGUAGAGGUUACUCUGAAGGUGAUGCUAUCUUCAGGUCCAACCACGGCUUAAGAACUGUUAAGGCUUGA
Molecule: messenger RNA, 429 nt
Organism: Debaryomyces tyrocola
Lineage: Eukaryota; Fungi; Ascomycota; Pichiomycetes; Serinales; Debaryomycetaceae
Source: the annotation of a GenBank genome assembly